Molecule: messenger RNA, 1094 nt
Organism: Tachysurus vachellii
Lineage: Eukaryota; Metazoa; Chordata; Actinopteri; Siluriformes; Bagridae
Product: E3 ubiquitin-protein ligase TRIM21-like
Exons: 6
Coding region: 198-1040 (280 amino acids)
Molecular function (GO): protein binding
Source: RefSeq, a predicted model, not a curated record
CCAAUGGGAGUGGCUUCAUGAUGUAAUUUAGGUGAAACGAAAGGUACAGUUUAAAGCUGUUUGGAAGUAAAAAUGCAGAUCAUUUCAGCUGAACAACACCAAAGAGCUCAACAACUCUGGGGAAACCAAUGGGAGUGGCUUCAUGAUGUAAUUUAGGUGAAACGAAAGGUACAGUUUAAAGCUGUUUGGAAGUAAAAAUGCAGAUCAUUUCAGCUGAACAACACCAAAGAGCUCAACAACUCUGGCAUUACUCUGUCAGAAACAUGGGACACCGUUGGAGGUGUUCUGCAGAGACGACCGAAUCUGUAUAUUUCAGUUCCACUCACAGGCUGAAGAGUCCUACAAAGCAAAAAAGUCAAGUUAAAAAGGACUGCACCAAUAAACAGAGUGUGGAGCUGUUGAGGAGAGUUCUGUCUCAGCUUCUGGAGUCUCUCAACAAGGAGAUAGGCCAGUUUGCUGCCUUUGAUCUGAAAAGAAUUCAGCAAUAUGCAGUGGAUGUGACUCUGGAUCCUGAUACAGCUUAUCCUGAACUCAUCCUUUCUCAAGAUGGGAAACAAGUAAGACAUGGAGACUUGCGACAGAAUCUCCUUCAUAACCCAGAGAGGUUUGAUUAUUGUGCCUGUGUGCUGGGAAAGGAAGGAUUCUCCUCAGGGAGAUUUUACUAUGAGGUGCAGGUCAGAGAAAAGACUAAGUGGGAUUUAGGAGUGGCCCAAGAGUCUGUUAUCAGGAAAGGGAAAAUAAUAACCAGCCCUAAGAAUGGAUAUUGGACGGUUUGGCUGAGAAACAAGAUUAAAUAUGAAGCUUGUGAUUCUCCUCCUGUUCCCCUCUCCUUGAAACAGGCUCCCCAGAAGGUGGGAGUGUUUGUGGAUUAUAAGGCAGGUCUAGUCUCCUUCUAUGAUGUUGAUGCCAAGUCUCUUAUCUACUCUUUCACUGGUCAGACUUUCACUGAGAAACUUUAUCCAUUCUUCAGUCCUUCACGCAAUUAUCAUGGUAAAAACUCAGCACCACUGAUCAUCAUGCCUCUUACACAAUUGACUUGAGCUGUUUACUUUAGCAAAGAAUGAAAGAAUAAAAAUAUUUUGUUAACAAAUAAA